UAACGUAAGCGGUCACACUACAGUAAAUAUUGUUUGCUAAAAGGUUUACAAUGGUCGGCUCAAAUUUUGGCAUUAUCUAUCAUCCGAGUGCUGGCGGGGGCUCAUCUGGUCAAGCCAACAGUGGUAGCGGCACGGCCUCUGGAGUAAGCGGUGGCAAUAGCUUCAAUGCUAUUUCAGGCGGCGAUCGUUCUGCACCAGCAUCACAUCUCAGCGAUUUCAUGUUGCAACUAGAGGACUACACUCCUCUGCUCCCAGAUGCCGUGACUUCUCAUUAUCUGAAUAUGGGCGGCUUUCAUGCGGAUGACAAGCGCAUUGUUCGACUUAUCUCCAUAGCAACUCAGAAAUUCAUGUCGGACAUCAUUGACGAUGCAUUGCAGCAUUCCAAGGCGCGCACACACAUGCAAAACUCGAGCACACCCGGUGGCUCAAAGGCUAAGGAUCGCAAGUUUACCUUGACUAUGGAAGAUUUGCAGCCUGCAUUAGCUGACUACGGCAUCAAUGUGCGCAAAAUGGACUAUAGCCAGUAAGAUUCGGCGAUUUACGUAUUAAGUUGUUUUAUUUAAGUUACACCCAUAAAAAUAUGUCAAUCGAAAAGAAAGCCACAAGGUUCCAAUCUUCUUUUAGGGCUCCAAAUAAAUGUUGACAAAAUAGUCAGUUUGAUGUCACAGAACUUAAAUUAAUUAAAGUUAGAAUAAUGUCUUUUUAGGCUAUAAAUCACUAGAUUCA
Messenger RNA from Drosophila hydei, 726 nucleotides. RefSeq names its product transcription initiation factor TFIID subunit 10b (gene Taf10b). Gene Ontology annotation, biological process: transcription initiation at RNA polymerase II promoter. The transcript has 3 exons. Bases 51 to 527 code for a protein of 158 amino acids. Gene Ontology annotation, molecular function: promoter-specific chromatin binding; RNA polymerase II general transcription initiation factor activity. Gene Ontology annotation, cellular component: nucleus; SAGA complex; transcription factor TFIID complex. NCBI's taxonomy places the organism in Eukaryota, Metazoa, Arthropoda, Insecta, Diptera, Drosophilidae. The record is from RefSeq and is a predicted model, not a curated record.